AGUCCAUCGCCAGCCCUGAGCACGUGAUAAUCGAGACGCGUCGUCGCCCGCCGCUCAAGUGCGAUCUCCGCUCGUCGCGCGUGCUUUCUUUCGUGUGCUAAUCAACGCUCCAAACUGCUACUUGUGUAUAAAACUUCAUUCGUUAUUGUUUCCAUCAACUCCUUCCAAGUGCUUGCUAUGUAAUUUCAUAAAUAUGAACGUUUUAACCUGCUACUGUAUGUAACGUAAUAGGUAUGCGAGCAACCAAUAGUUGUUUCGGUGGUGGGAGGUCUGGUGAAGUUGGUGAUGAGUGUAAGUUGAGAAAAUAUUUCAUUGGUGAGUUGGGGAAGUAGACUGCUAUAAUGGUGUCGGUUAUGGGAGGUAUGAAAGAAGAAGUGGCAAUGAUGAAUACAGCACAAUACAUCAAAGGGGCUUCAAACGUUGAUAAGACUGAACCUCUUCAUCGAGGAUUCAUGUACUUUGAGAGAAACAGAAACUGAAGAUAAAAAAAUAUUAUUGGUUCCUGAUAGAAUUUCUUCAAGAAAUUGAUAGUAGAAGAUGAGUAUGUUUCUCUCACUAAGUCAAAGAGGUUACUAUUAUUCAAUUAGUUUAUCAUCGCAAAAACGCUGUUCUACAAAUUUCAAGUGACAUAACAGAGACAUUGUAAGAGAAUGAGAAUGAUGUAAGAAUGAGGUAAAUUUGUACCACAUCUCAAUUCAGCAUAUUCAAUAACACAUCGCCAUUAAUCAAGCUUAUAUCAAAAUUCUCGAGUAAGCAUCGCUCUGAAAGCUGUGGUCGUGUAUUGAACAAGUUAUGGACAGCAACAUGUUAGCUUCACUCAAGAGCUGGACAUAUUUGUGGCACAGUAUGAAGCUAGUAGCGCUAUUCAAACUACCAUCCACUGACAGGUAGUGAGCAUUUGAAGAUGACACUGUAUACGAACAAUCCGAAUAAUUUGCCUUUCUCCUAUACCAGUCCACCCGAGCGAAACCCCUACAAACCCACAAGAGGCGUUGAGCCCGAAUACUUCGCCAAUGAGUAUGAGUACGAUUCGACUUUAUCUCGACGCCACAUGCUACAAGACACGGAGCAAUGGGAACGUCCGUCCAAGCCUGCAAUUGCAAAUAAUCACAGUCAUCACCAUCACGAUCAUCAAGGCACUGGUCACCAUCACGAUCAUCAAGGCACUGGGGGAUCGGAUGGCGCCUGCUGCAGUUGCUUCCCGGAGGACGUCAAUCAUCGCAGUAGUGCCAACUGUCGACCGCCCGAGUACUCGGAACGCAAUGGCCAAGUCAAGAACGGUCACCGCAAUCUACCAGCUGGCACGGGGAACAGUAUGAUAGCGUCGUACGGCGUGUACGGCGACCCGGAUGUGGACUACCCGGAGCAUCACGUGGUGGUGGUGCGGAGCCAAAAGGAUGGCUCGACCACCAACAGCCUGGUGACAGCGGCGGCUGCCGCGUCGGCUGUGGCGUCUCCCGGCGCCGAGACGACACCUCCUGGUGCGCCAUGCUCCUCCUGGUGUUGGUGCUCCAAGUCGGCCGGUGACGAAACCACGCCCGCCUGGUGUAAGCCGGCCGUGCUGCUUCUGGUACUCGCGUUGCUGCUCGUUCUCUUCCUUCUAGUCUCGGGCAUCCUGCUCUACUUCAAUUAUGUGACGUACAAACCGAGAGCUCCUCUGAUAGAAGAGCCCUGCGAGAAGACGUACUGUUCGCACGGUGCGACGUGCCUGCCGGGCAGUGACGGGAAGGCGCUGUGUCGCUGUCCUGAGACAUGUCCGCAGACAGCCGCGCCCGUAUGCGGCACGGACGGCCGCACCUAUAGCAACCUAUGCGCCCUGCGUCAGCACUCCUGUCUGCACCGCAUCAACAUACGUGUUCAGCAUCCCGGAGAAUGUGAUUCGGUCGACCCGUGCCUCAAGAAGGAAUGCCCGCCGGGCGCUCGUUGCGUCGUCGAUCACUCGUCCGGCGAGCCGACCUGCGUCUGCCCCCAGCGCUGCCCCCAGUACGGCGAUCAUGCCGCCUCCAGGCCACUCUGCGCCAGCGACAAUCGAGACUACCGAGAUCUGUGUCAUAUGCGCAAGGCGGCUUGUACCGAGGGGCGGGAUAUCAGUCUCAAGCUGCAUGGUGCCUGCGAUCCUUGUGAGAAUAUAGAAUGUGUUGAACCGGAAGUGUGUCAACUGGAUGAGGAUAGGAAGCCAGUUUGCAGAUGCGGAGACACUUGUCCGUUGGAGUUCACGCCAGUCUGUGGCUCGGAUGGCAAGACGUACAUAAAUGAGUGUAACCUCCAUCAAGAAGCUUGUCGUACCAGGAGGAAACUCAGGAUAAUCUAUAGAGGCAAAUGCAGUUCAGGUGUGAACCCAUGCAGCAGCGUGGAAUGCAGCCACGGCCAGGAGUGUGUGAUCACCAAGUACGGCAUAGCGCAGUGCGAGUGUCCGGCCGAGUGUGAACCGGUCGUGCGUCCCGUGUGCGGCAGCGAUGGCAAGACGCACGACAGCGAGUGCCACUUGCGACGCGCCGCUUGCAAGGAGAAGACUGUCAUCAAAAUCGCACACACUGGCGCAUGCGGAGCCAGCGGGCCAUGCAGCUCACACACGUGUCACCCAGGAGCGAUCUGCGUGGAGCGAGGAGGUCUGCCAGUUUGUGAAUGUCCAAGGUGUUCUGCAGAAUUCAAUCCGGUCUGCGGCUCCGAUGGAAUACCGUAUGGAAACGAAUGUAAACUUAGACUGGAGGCCUGCCAACACAUGCGUGAUAUUACUGUCCUUUACAAAGGAAAUUGCAAUGGCUGUGAGAACAAGAAAUGCGAAUUCUUUGCGACUUGUGAAAUUGAUUCAAAUGGGGAAGCGCAAUGCAUCUGUCCUUCAAACUGUCCAGAGGGUGGUGGACCAAUCUGUGGCACGGAUGGAGUGACUUACAAGAAUGACUGUGAAUUGAGGAGAGUAGCUUGCCAGCAAAAGCUCAGUAUACAAGCUGCCUAUAAGGGCGACUGUGACCUGUGCCAAGGAGUGACAUGCAAGCUGGGCGCACGCUGUGAGGCGGGCGUGUGCGUGUGUCCGACUGAGUGUCCGCCUGACGGCAGCGAGGAGCCAGUCUGCGCCUCCAACUUCCAGACCUACACGAGCGAGUGCCACAUGCAGCGGCAAGCCUGUCUGCCCCCUGGCCAAGAUCCGCCCAUCACAGUCCUCUUCUAUGGGGACUGCAACGAUCGAUUCGGUCCGGCACAAAUCACGACGCCGCUGCUGCCGGGCUCGCUGGACGGUCUGCCGACGCGACCGACUGAGGUGGCGCGACCAGGCGGCAACCAGCUGGAACAGGAGGCGUGCCGCGACAUUCGCUGCGACUACGACGCCACCUGUGAACUGGGUCCCGACAACUUCCCGCGUUGCUCGUGUCUGUUCGACUGCAGCCACGAGCCGGCUGCUGCCAGCGGUCCCGUCUGCGGCUCCGAUCUGCGCAUGUACGCGUCCAAGUGCGCCAUGAAGAUGGAGGCCUGUCAACGCCAGGAGGAGCUGCGGCUCAGGCCGCUUGACCUCUGUCAAGGCAUGGAAGUGAAACCUUGCAAUGGAGAGCCACCAAUAUUUGACCACAAGACCGGCCAAGAAUUGGACUGCGGCAGUGGACCACAGAGACAAGACUGCCCUUCCGACAGCUAUUGCCAUCAGACUCCUCAUUUUGCUCGGUGUUGUAGAAAAGCUGAUGCUGGCAUAUUCUUGAAAAGCUGUGAAGACUCAUGGUAUGGCUGUUGUCCAGACAGCAAAACUCCAGCGCAGGGUCCAGAUAAUGCUGGUUGUCCGUCAAUGUGUGGAUGCAAUAAAAUAGGAUCGUAUUCAGACACUUGUGAUCCAGAAUCGAAACAAUGUGAAUGUAAGCCAGGUGUUGGAGGAAUCAAGUGCGAUCGUUGUGAGCCAGGCUACUGGGGUCUACCGAAAAUCUCCACUGGUCAUCAGGGUUGUCUACCAUGCGGCUGCUCUCUUUUUGGGUCGGUGAGAGAUGACUGCGAACAGAUGACAGGCCGCUGCGUCUGCAAGCCAGGUGUUCAAGGACAAAAGUGCACAGUUUGCAACAAUCCCAAGCAUGUACUCAGUCCCAGUGGAUGUGUGCCAGCUGACAUGACAACGCCUGUACCAACGUCUUGUACUGACACCACCUGCUAUUUUGGAGCUGUUUGUGAGGAAUCAAAUGGAAAAGCCAAGUGUGUAUGCAGUAUUACCUGCUCGGAGGAUUCCUCUUCUAAAGUUGAGCAGGUGGUUUGUGGCAAUGAUGGCCAGACGUAUGGAUCAGAAUGUCAACUGAAACUUUUCUCCUGUCGAUAUCAGAAGGAUAUUGCCGUACAAGCAUUAGGCUCUUGCAAAGAAAAUAUGAUGGUGGGAACGGAGUGGCCUCAGCACAAGUGGACAUCGGUGAAUCGUUUCACAGAACCGGAGGAUGUCAGUUCGCCAAUGUCAAAGUCCACAAGGCACCUCCUCAUACCAGACCAGCGCUAUUAUUACAGCAAUCAAGUUGAUGAACAUGUAGUGUCACCCAUGCGAUCGAAAGAACUAUACCAUUUAGUGGGACCAAGGCCGACUCCUGCUACCAUCCAGGUGUUCACAGCAUUGCUUGGUGAUUUGUGCUCUUUCGACUCGGACUGUUCAAUCUACAACAGCAUUUGCGUUACUGGAGCAUGUAUUUGUAAAGAAGGCUACGUGGAAUCAACUGACCGCCAAGAAUGUCUUGGAAAAAUGAACGAAAUUGUACCCACUGCUGAGCUGGAUAUCUGUUCUACUGAACCUUGCAAAAAUGGAGGCUCUUGCGAACCAACUUCAGGGAGUUUCCAAUGUAUUUGCACGGCUGGAUACACCGGGGAACUGUGCGAAGACCUUCUCAUUCCUAAAAACUAUGAAGUGCCUGCAUUCAAUGGAAACUCGUACGUGAAGUUGAAGAAACUGAAAGCAUAUCACAAAUUGAGUUUGGAAAUCGAAUUUAAAACAUAUGCAAACAAUGGAAUCCUCUUCUACAAUCAACAACAUGCUGACGGAACUGGAGACUUUGUAUCAUUAGCAAUAGUUGACGGUUUCAUAGAGUUCCGGUACAACCUGGGUAACGGGCCGGUGAUAAUCAAGUCGGAGCAGCGGAUUGAGAUGCGGAAGAUGCACCGAGUGACGGCCAAGCGCUACCAGCGGGACGGGCUGCUGCAAGUGGACAGUGCGGAGCCGGUGGCCGGCCAAUCACAGGGCACCCUUCGCGCCCUCGACCUCCUCCAGGACGCCUUUGUCGGCUACGUGCCUUCUGACACCACCAAGGUGUUCGAGAACUUGGGAACGUCAAUGGGUCUAAUAGGCUGCAUACGAAGAAUGAAGGUGGGGCGGCAUGUAGUGGAACUGCACGAGGGUAGAGAUGCCAUGGUGCUGGAAACUGAAGGCGUGAAAGAGUGUGGAGAAAAUCCGUGCGCCAAUAUGGUCUGCCAGAAUGGAGGCACUUGCAUUCCAACUGGCGAUGAGAGAUACAAGUGCUCAUGCACUGCUGAUUUCAUAGGUGAUAGUUGUGAGCAGAGACUGACGCCGUGUGUUUCCAGUCCUUGCAUGCUUGGAUCAAAGUGUGAGCCUCUAUCAGAAGGAGGUUUCACAUGCAGAUGCCCUCCCGGAGAGCCAUGUCAGCAUUUUGGAAUGGAUAUCGUAGACUUCCCAGUGCCUGAGUUUUCCGGUGUCUCCUACUUGGAACUGCCCAAACUGGAAAACGUCGGCAGGGCGUUCUCGCUAGAAGUGUGGUUCAAAGCAUUCGCACCAGACGGCGUGAUAGUCUACAACGGCCAGCUCAACAACGGUCGAGGAGAUUUCAUUGUUCUCAACCUAGUGGAUGGAUUUCUGCAGUUCAGAUUCGACCUGGGAAGUGGUGUGGCGAAUAUAACGAGCAACGAGGUGGUGGAGCUGGACCAGUGGCACCGGGUGCACGUAAGCCGCACGGACAAGGAGGGCACCCUGCAGCUGAACAACGGCAGCGUGGUGCGAGGCUCAUCCGGCCCGCCGCUCAACGAGCUCAACCUUGAACUGCCGCUCUACAUUGGCGGAGUGCCAGACGUGAACCAAGUGAGCCGCGACGCUGGAAUCGUGACGGGGAUGCUGGGCGCAGUGCAACGCGUGCUGCUGAACGGGCAGCCGUGGGGGCGCCUCGACACGACGGGGGGGCAACAGGUGGCUCGCUACCAGGGCGCCCCCUGUCCCCCCGCCAACAACCCCUGUCUCAACAGCGGCCUCUGUCUGCCCAUCCUCAACUCCUAUAUUUGCAAGUGUCUGCCCAACUUCAGUGGAGAUAAUUGUCAGACCGCUGAUGAUGUGAACGAAGAUGAAGUUGCCAUUAGAUUCAGUGGAAGCAUAUUCCUUCAAUAUCCCCAGAAACUACCACGCAUGCACAAGAGUAUUAACAGUUCUUCAGAGAACUUUACUAACUCUGUGGUGGAGGAUUACUGGGAGUCAGAAGAGCAUGCUGAGUAUAAGGACGAGGAAGAAGAAACAGCUGUGGAGUUGGACUCUGAAAUGGAUCCGGAAGGCGGCGAAGGGGACAUGUAUGAUGAAGAUGACUUUGAGUUUUUCGACGAACGAAAGGGAAAGCGAAAUAAUCGUUAUGAGUUGUCCAUCAAAACUUCUGACCUGAACGGCCUGCUGUUGUGGACAAAUCGAGGCAAGACUCUUCAUGCAGAUUACUUUGCCGUGGCCGUUGUUGAUGGCUUCCCUGAAUUGAGCUACAACUUGGGGAAUCAACAUAAGCUGCUAACUCUCAGAGCUCCUGUUCUAGUGAAUGAUGGCGAGUGGCACCGGAUAACCGUUCACCGGCGGAAAAGGCAGGCGCAACUGCAGGUCGACAACCACCUACCCGUCAGGACUCAAUCACAACCCCCAGCCAUCCUUCUCACAACUAAUUCACGACUAUUCAUUGGAGGUGCUCCUAUCUUACCAGCUGGCCUGCCAACAGCUUAUUACAUGAAAUACACUGGUUGUAUGCAGAGACUGAUCGUCAACAAGAAACCCGUCAAUUUCUUGGCACUGAAUGCAUCUUUAGCUAUUGAUUUCUGCCAUAGUGUAUGAUGAAAUUGAUAGGAUAAGAGACAUUGAGAGCAGAUGGACUUGAUAAUGUGUAUAGAUAAAUUCUUCGUGAAAAUACUACUGUGCUGGAGCUAAACAGUGUCUAAAUGUAAAUUAUUUGUGAUAUAAUUUCAAGCAGACUGUUAUUAUUGUUACCAUUCAGCGUUUUAUAUGGUGAAAUGCAGUAUUAAUAUAAAGUGAUCGUGGAUGGACAGUUAGUAAUGUAGCUAUAAUACCGUUUAAUUAUGAUUGUACAGGCUGAUGUACAUUGGAUUAAAGAUAAUGUUGUGUAUAAAUAAUACAAGUUUGUAAAAUAGAGAAUGUGAUUUCGUA
This is a messenger RNA of Nilaparvata lugens (brown planthopper), 7369 nucleotides long. Its product is annotated as agrin. Bases 905 to 7039 code for a protein of 2044 amino acids. The transcript has 35 exons. Gene Ontology annotation, molecular function: protein binding; calcium ion binding. The record is from RefSeq and is a predicted model, not a curated record. Gene Ontology annotation, biological process: multicellular organism development; cell differentiation. Lineage: Eukaryota; Metazoa; Arthropoda; Insecta; Hemiptera; Delphacidae.